Molecule: messenger RNA, 524 nt
Organism: Porites evermanni
Lineage: Eukaryota; Metazoa; Cnidaria; Anthozoa; Scleractinia; Poritidae
Source: the annotation of a GenBank genome assembly
CAAGGUAAAACAGAGAAACACAGGCUAACACAGAGUAACACAGGGGAACACAGAGUAACACAGAGUAACACAGAGUAACAAAAAUAAAAAAAGGGUAACACAGGGUGACACAGAGUAACACAGAGUAACACAGGGUAACACAGAGGAACACAGGGGAACACAGAGUAACACAGAGUAACACAGGGGAACACAGCGUAACAUGGGGGAACACAGAGUAACACAGGGUAACACAAGGAAACAGCAGGAGAACACAGGGGAACAUAGGGAAAACAGGAUAACACACAAUAACACAGGGUAACACAGGGCAUCACAUGCUAACAAAGGUAACACAGGGGAACACAGAGGAACACAGGGAAACAUGGGAGAACACAGGGUAACACAGGAAAACACAGGGAAACACAGAGUACCACAGGGAAACACUGGGUAACACAGGAAAACACAGGGUAACACAGAGUAACACAGGGGAACACAAGGUAACACAAGGGAACACAGGGUACCACAGGGGAACACAGGGGAAAACCGGU